AUGACCUCGAAAUUCCACGGCGCGUCCGCCCCUCAUCACCGGCUCUGCUCUCACACGCGCCGCCUCCUCCGCUUCUCCGUCGCCUCUCGGCUUCUCGUACUAUCCCUAAUCAUCGUCUGGCGAUCUCUGCUGAGCCCGUACGACACAUCCGCUUCAAUAAAUCCGCCGUGCCUCUCCUCCUCCGGCACAUCAGAUCUUCCGUUGCCGGUCCUCCUUCCGGGCUUGGGUUCGGUGAUCGAGGAAAGUAUUGUGUGGGAUGGAGUUUACUUUGCACGCAUCGCCGAGUGCGGAUAUGAAUACGAACAGACCUACGCCUUCUUGCCUUUGCUUCCGCUUUGCAUUUCCUUUCUCUCCAAAACAGUUUUUGCUCCACUAAUGCCUGUGAUUGGGUACAGGGCGGUACUGGGUUUAUCCGGUUACGUGAUCAACAACAUUGCUUUUGUUUUCGCUUCAUUAUAUCUUUAUCAGCUUUCAGUAGCUGUUUUGAAGGACCAAGAGGUAGCGUUGAGAGCAUCAGUCUUGUUCUGCUUCAAUCCAGCUUCCAUAUUCUACUCUUCAAUAUAUUCUGAGAGUCUGUAUGCUCUCAUGACAUUUGGAGGAUUGUAUCAUUUCUUGAGUGGCUCCAACUUAUUUGCAACAUUAUGUUUUGCUCUCUCUGGUUGUGCACGGUCAAAUGGGGUGCUUAAUGCAGGCUACUUUUGCUUCCGCUCUAUGCAACAAAUGAAAGAAGCUUUUAUUUCUAGAAAAUGGUCUUAUCUGCUAAUGACGAAAGUUAUUAUUGUCGGGGUUUCAUGUUCGAUUUGCAUAUUUGCUCCAUUUAUCUCUUUUCAAGCAUAUGGAUACUUUAACAUAUGCAAGGGUCGUUCUGCAGUUGAAAUGAGUCCGUGGUGCAAGGCGAGACUUCCUUUACUGUACAAUUAUAUUCAAAGCCACUAUUGGGGAGUGGGUUUUCUUAGAUAUUUUCAAGUUAAACAGUUGCCCAACUUUCUACUUGCUUCUCCAAUAUUAUCUCUUGCGGUUUGCUCAAUUCUCUACUAUGUCAAGCUAUGGCCUGAGGUGUUUCUCUCACUCGGCCUGCAAGUUUCACCAUUAUCGAAGAGGAAAGAAGGGUUAAUGAGCAGUUCUAGCUCCUCUCGGAAUGAUACUCCUAAUGCAUUGGCAGAGAGAGCUAUCAAGAGAGAAGUUUCGGUUAUGAAGCCAUUAAAAAGCAAAACACCAGAUAACCCACCAUAUGAUCCUGUUGUUCUUCUUCCUUUUGUUCUACACUUGAGCUUCAUGGUUGCUACUGCAUUUUUCGUCAUGCACGUUCAGGUGGCGACUCGUUUUUUAUCAGCUAGCCCAGUUCUGUACUGGUAUGCCUCUCUCAUUAUGGGAUCUCCUACUGUCGGGAGACUUUCACUCUCACAAAAGUUUUUACGGACUUGCAAAGGAAGUGAAGAGAACAGAACAAGCAAGUUUUCGAUGGCGUCGGCACCUCCGCACCGGGAAGUGCUCGCACUCUACCGUUCUCUUAUGCGGACGGCGCGUGUGUUUACGGACUACAACAUCAGGGAGUACGCCAAGCGCCGCACAAUCGACGCCUUCCGCUCCAACCGCAACCUCUCCGACCCUGCCGAGGCCACCGCCGCCUUUGCGGACGGCCAGGCGCAGCUCGCCGUCGCCAAACGCCAAGCUGUCAUCUACUCUCUCUAUUCUCCCUCCAUCAAGAACAUCAUGGAAAUCAAGCAGUCGUGA
Molecule: messenger RNA, 1734 nt
Organism: Striga hermonthica
Lineage: Eukaryota; Viridiplantae; Streptophyta; Magnoliopsida; Lamiales; Orobanchaceae
Source: the annotation of a GenBank genome assembly